UUGUAUCUUCAUCGGCCAAUCAGGAGCGUGGUGCCGACCGGCCGCGUCUGCUCCGGGGUGGCGGCGUGGGUCCAUUCCUUCGGAGGGGGGCAGCCGGUUGCUGUUGGGAUUCAAGAUGCAGUUCAUGCUUCUGUUCAGUCGACAGGGGAAGCUGCGGCUUCAGAAGUGGUACGUGCCGCUGUCCGACAAGGAGAAGAAGAAGAUCACCAGGGAGUUGGUGCAGACGGUCCUCGCUCGAAAGCCCAAAAUGUGCAGCUUUCUGGAGUGGAGAGACCUGAAGGUUGUGUACAAGAGGUACGCCAGCCUGUACUUCUGCUGCGCCAUCGAGCACCAGGACAACGAGCUCAUCACGCUGGAGAUCAUCCACCGCUACGUGGAGCUGCUGGACAAAUACUUCGGCAGCGUCUGCGAGCUGGACAUCAUUUUCAACUUUGAAAAGGCAUACUUCAUCCUGGAUGAGUUCCUGCUGGGCGGAGAACCUCAGGAGACGUCCAAGAAGACGGUGCUAAAGGCCAUCGAGCAGGCGGACCUGCUGCAGGAGAAUGUAGACUUUCAGAUGCGCCUGUUUGCAGGUGUGAUGGUCCCAAAUAUGGUCUCUGAGUCCUCUGGUCUUUUCCAGAAUUAGGAUGCCGAGCCCCGUCAUGAGUACUUUAACGUGCCUGUGUACUGAUUGGCUGCCGCCGCCGCCGCUACCGUCUCUGCAUGCUGAGCUCCACAGGCACCUUUUCCAUCCGAGCACUCGCCGCUGUGAUCGGUUCACGAGUAAAUGUGUGACUACAAUUGUCGCAGCAGUAAAUUGACAAUCGACAGUCAUUGCUAAACAUUAAGACUGGCCCAGGUAGACCAACGUCUGUCACUGAGGGUUUAAAAUCCAUUGAACCAGAAAUUGUUGUUUAGUGUGUUAAUUUGAUGACAUGUAAUAAUAUAUAUUGUGGCGACAUUGUCACAUGCAGGUCAUUCGUACAUUGGCUUUGUCGUAAAAUGAUUCCGGAACCAUCAAUCGAUGGAAAUAAAGUUCUGUAUUUCAGGGUGCGCCAAUCCGAGACCAAGUGGGACGGUUCACGUUUUCACUAUUAGUAAAACAAAACAUCACAGCGGUCUGAUGACGUUAUUCUGCAGGAUAAGCGUAACAAGGCCAAUUGUUUUUUGGCUGAUUGGCAGCUGAAAAGCGGGCCUUUAAAAUAUGGUUUCAAAUUCAUUUUUAAAUCAAGGUUUACUCACUAGAUCCCAUAUCAAAUGUUCCACCACUUGGCCUUCAUUGGCGAAGAAAGGUAUAACGUUAGCUGAAAACUGUUUGAGGUUUUAAGAUGAUUUUUUUUCAAAGGUGAAGAAUACAAUUUUUUUCCUCAACAAAACUAUGACAAUCUGUUAAAUAGCUGAUAUACUAAUUAAAGGAACACAUUUAAAACUUGAGAAAUCUUAUAAUUUUAGUUACUUAGAUGUUGUGCGUCAUUGUAUCACCUGUUUGAAGCCACAUUGGUUAGCAACAUUCUUUAGUAACUGUUUUAAAUUUACAUUUUAAUAAGGAAAAGGAUUUUAGUCAUCAGAGAAACAAGUUGAGCUAACGCUAGCAUCAGACGUCUGGAUCUCAAGUUAACUGAGAAACAAGCUGAGCUAACGUUAGCAUCAGAUGUCUGGAUCUAAAGUUAACUGAGAAACAAGCUGAGCUAACGCAAGCAUCUGACGUCUGGAUCUCAAGUUAACUGAAAAACAAGUUGAGCUAACGUUAGCAUCUGACGUCUGGACCUCAAGUUAACUGAGAAACAAGUUGAGCUAACGUUAGCAUCUGACGUCUGGACCUCAAGUUAACUGAGAAACAAGUUGAGCUAACGUUAGCAUCUGACGUCUGGACCUCAAGUUAACUGAGAAACGAGCUGAGCUAACGUUAGCAUCUGACGUCUGGACCUCAAGUUACCUGAGGAAAGAGCUGCGCUAACGUUAGCAUCAGACGUCUGGAAGUGGCCUGAGAAUCAAGCCGAGCUAACGUUAGCAUCAGCUCUGUUUUACAUUUCAUAUUUCUGGUGGUUCCCUCAUUGCUCUUGUUUCAGUAUGUGAUUCUGUAAUAGUUCUGUUUGAAGUAUUUGAUUGUAGGUUUGGUCCUUGAAGUGAGUUGUUUUUUAAUCUGAUUAAACUCUCGUUAAAAUUAAUAGACCACAUAGUUUUUGUAUUAUGUAAUUAUUAUUGAAAUAUUUUAGAUAAUCUGUAGUCCCGGAUUACUUUCCAUUUAUAAAAUAGCACAAUGUUAAGGUAAUUUGUAUUAGCAUUAUCAUUCGGAUUAAUCUCACUAACUAUGCAGUGAUUACGCGAGGGCUCUUCUGGUUUAAAUGCUAAUAGACAUUUUACCACACAUGAAAUCAAUAGCCUGAAAAGUUCUUUAUUUUGCAUUUAUGAACAGUGUCAAAGCUCUUUAAAUGUUCUGUAAUACCUGUUGAUAUUCAUCUGUGCCCUCAGAAAACCAGACAGUCAUGGUCAAUUUAAGAUAUUUGUAUGGAUAGAUUCUUAAUAAAUGUUCUGAUUCUUUAUCAAUUAA
Molecule: messenger RNA, 2530 nt
Organism: Gasterosteus aculeatus aculeatus (three-spined stickleback)
Lineage: Eukaryota; Metazoa; Chordata; Actinopteri; Perciformes; Gasterosteidae
Product: AP-1 complex subunit sigma-2
Biological process (GO): vesicle-mediated transport; intracellular protein transport
Cellular component (GO): membrane coat; AP-1 adaptor complex
Molecular function (GO): clathrin-cargo adaptor activity
Source: RefSeq, a predicted model, not a curated record